Molecule: messenger RNA, 1180 nt
Organism: Populus euphratica (Euphrates poplar)
Lineage: Eukaryota; Viridiplantae; Streptophyta; Magnoliopsida; Malpighiales; Salicaceae
Product: phosphoglycerate mutase-like protein 1
Exons: 10
Coding region: 67-999 (310 amino acids)
Cellular component (GO): cytoplasm
Molecular function (GO): phosphatase activity
Source: RefSeq, a predicted model, not a curated record
ACUAAAACAUUAUUACAAACUCAAUAAUUCGUUGAACAUCUAUCGCUUGGCUGCCUGUCUCUGUCUAUGUUCGUUUCCUCUCUUUUUUCAGCCAUUAAAUCUCAUCUUAUCGACUUCAGUUUUUUACUUGUCGAUUUGGCUCGGUUGCAGAUUAUGGAUAGUGGUCCAGGUCCAAGUUUGUAUCCAUUGCACCGCUGCAAAACUAUUCAUCUGGUGAGGCAUGCACAAGGAUUGCAUAAUGUCGAGGGAGAAAAGAACUACAAAGCAUACUUGAAUCCUGAAUAUUUGGACGCCCCUCUCACUCAACUAGGCUGGCAACAGGUUGAUAAUUUGCGCAAGCAUGUCCAUGCAUCUGGGCUCUCCAAGAGGGUUGAAUUAGUUGUUACAUCCCCAUUGCUCAGGACAUUACAAACAGCUGUUGGAGUUUUUGGAGGGGAGGGCUACACAGAUAGGACAAAUGUACUGCCACUAAUGGUGGCAAAUGUUGGAAGCAGUGGUCGAGCAGCAAUUUCAAGCCACAAUUCUCCACCAUUCAUUGCAGUAGAAGAUUGUCGGGAACAUUUUGGUGUACAUCCUUGUGACAAGAGACACGAUGUCAGUGACUAUCAAUUUCUCUUUCCUGCAGUUGACUUUUCGCUGAUAGAAACAGAUGAGGAUGUACUGUGGAAGGCUGAUGUGAGAGAGUCAACUGAAGAACUUGCUACAAGGGGACUGAAGUUUCUUAACUGGUUGUGGACUAGGAAAGAGAAGGAGAUAGCAAUUGUUACCCAUAGCGGGUUUUUGGUUCAUACAUUACGUGCAUUUGGAAAUGACUGCCAUCCAUCAGUGAAGAAAGAAAUGUGCACACGCUUUGCUAACUGUGAGCUUCGAUCUAUGGUCAUUGUUGACAGAAGUAUGAUUGGAUCAGAUGUUUCAACAACUAACUAUCCUGGAAAGGUUCCUCCUGGAACGGAUCUCCCUAGUGAUGAUGCCGAGGAAGAAGCACCCAAUUCAAUUUAGGGGAUGAACAGGUUGACAUUGAUUUGUGCAUUGAAAAUGAAAUGUUUGGCGUUCUUGGAGAAUUGUGGCCUCUUUGCUCCAAUGUUCCCUCCUUGUACUGGUAACUGAGAUGCAUUCGCAGCCAGAGUCGUGUUAUUUGGAAGGCUAAAUUAUAAAUACCUUCUGAACUUGGGCGAAAAAA